AUGUCUAACAGACUUUAUUCUGUAACCGUCCUAGAGUCGAUUCGUGGGUGUCGUAACGUAUAUGACCUAGGGCUAGAUAGAACUGCAUUUUUGACUACAAAAGGUUCCUUAACCACUUAUGGAGAUGGGCUUAAGAAUAAACAACUUGUAUUCAUAAUAUCAUCGGUCGAAGGUCAAAAAGGUAUAGCCGAGAGCGACCUCAUAGAGGGUAUACUAGGUUUGCAACCUCACUACGGUGCCGGAUUAAUAUGGGAAUUUCUUACCUUCUGGGCAAAAUUAGCACCUGCUCUCCCGAGGCCUGUAUUUGUCGCCGACCUUAAAUUCAAUGGUAUAGGAGAAUAUACAUUUAGAACCAUCCCUUCCAGACCUGAAGACCUUCCAUCUAACAUUGUGCAGGCCUAUUACUCGAUAGUGCUAGGUUACAUUUACCAAGAUGGACUUUAUCUCAUUUCGCAGCGUCGAAUGCUUCCUGAUCUUUAUUUGUAUAUUAGGGAAAGAAAUUACGAAGUUAAAAUCCUCAGUGCAUUCUCUAAGCCUCAAGGACUGAUUGAUGAUAAGUAUUAUCCGGGAAGGCUCGAAGAAAGUUCGGAACCACAUAGUGCUCUUCUGGGACACCCAUUCUUCUUCGCUGCAAAUAUGAUUUUAAAAGGCAAUGAUAGCCUCUUGGUUGGAUUAGUGGAGACUUUUCGUGAGAGUAAUAGUUGCAUUCAAGACGGCUCUUUCUGUUGCCUGCAAUAA
Messenger RNA from Bipolaris oryzae ATCC 44560, 738 nucleotides. RefSeq lists its product as uncharacterized. The record is from RefSeq and is a predicted model, not a curated record. The transcript has 7 exons. The coding region runs from base 1 to 738 and encodes 245 amino acids. NCBI's taxonomy places the organism in Eukaryota, Fungi, Ascomycota, Dothideomycetes, Pleosporales, Pleosporaceae.